Messenger RNA from Pelobates fuscus (common spadefoot toad), 1579 nucleotides. RefSeq names its product transmembrane protein 82 (gene TMEM82). The record is from RefSeq and is a predicted model, not a curated record. The transcript is spliced from 6 exons. Bases 82 to 1116 code for a protein of 344 amino acids. Lineage: Eukaryota; Metazoa; Chordata; Amphibia; Anura; Pelobatidae.
GAAGAGGGCACAUUGCCACAGAGAGCUGGCCUAGAGGCUGUCACGGCUUCCAUUCUGUAUUCUCUGGGACACUAAUUCAACAUGGGCUUCCUCUCCUACAUAACCUCUUUCCUCCCUGGGGUGCCCUGGCCACUGUGGGGCAGUGUGGACUCUCUGCUACAAGGUCUGGUUGGGGCCUGUGCAGUGUCUGUCCUCUACAACUUCAUGAAGGUCCAUCUCUAUGUCAUGUGUCUCAAGGACCCUGACAGACGGAAACAGUCUGAGCAGCUACGCUGCCAAUUUCGAUUUCAGGAUACACUGCACCUUGUGCUUCUCGCCUUCAUAUACUCUGUACUGGGGCCUCGAGUCGGUGCCUUGGUGGUUCUGGAGUUUUCGCUUCGAGCUGUCUCAAUGAUCCUCUCUCUCAAUAAGGGUUCUCAGAGCUCCCAGCUGUUCCUCCUUUGCCAGUUCUCUCUGGGAUGUGGGGUUAGUUGCAGUCUUGAUUACCUCCAUGAGGGGGCACCACAUCGCACCUGGAACCUGCUCUUGGCUGUGGGGCUUUCGGCACUCAUUGUCUGGCAGACACGAAGGAUGUGUCGCCAUGUGGGAAUCAUGUAUGAGCUGCACAGUAAAGAGCGGUAUUGCGGUGUUUGCUUGUCGCUGCUGGCUGGAUGGCAGGAUAUCCCCGCUGUCCUGGGCCGGGCUCUCAAGAUUGCCUUUCUAGUGUCUGACCUGGCAGCUGUGGCUGUAAUAAACAGAGAUUUCCUCAGCACCUCCGAGGCUGUCCGCUUUUGGACUCCACUCACCAUCUGUUACACUCUGCUUGUCAUCUACAUGCAAGAGGAACAGCAUCAGAAUCCCACGCAGCAGAUGGCAUAUCAGACUGUAUUUGUACGGAUGGGAGGACUCCUCAUACUUAUGAUGACAGUAGGCAGGUGGGCUGAUAUUUUGCAUAUCUUCAUUUCACUGACUGGAGAAUUGUGGUGCUUGGUUCAUGCUGGGACUAUGCUGGAAAUCUGCAGAGAACAGGACUAUGCAUCGAGAAACUCAAAUCCUAGAAGAUCUCCCAUUUCCAAAAACUCCAAACUUACAACAGAAAACAGUGCCCAGAGAAGUGAGACUAAUGUAGAAGGAUAAGGUGAUUCUAAGAGUUCGUUACAUUCACCAGCACAGUGUGACUUACUGGGAUUAUCUCGACUCCUAUGAGACCGGCCAAUCCUUGGAAAAGCCGUAGGCUACAAACUACUUUUAAACUCUGAAAACACAGGAACGGAUGGAGAACAUGUUCAGUUCACUGUGUAAAUUGUGACUUGGGGAAGCCACUCAUGUCCGUGUUCUAGAGACAUUAACAUGUUUUUACAAACUCACCAGCAUGCUAACAAAACCUUACGUUUACUUUUUAAACUUUUCUUUUUAAAAAAAGAAUGUAUCGGCAUCUGUGAUUAGUAUAAUGACUAAACCAGUCAAUGUUUAUAGGAAAUCAUAGAGAGAGAGAGAGAGAGAGAGAGAGAGAGAGAGUUUUUUGUUACCCCUCACCCCCGUUUUGCAUCAAUGGUCGCAAUACGCACCUGAAGACUAUAGAUAGUGAUCUGUCCGUGCC